Messenger RNA from Symbiodinium sp. CCMP2592, 4935 nucleotides. Lineage: Eukaryota; Dinophyceae; Suessiales; Symbiodiniaceae. The record is from the annotation of a GenBank genome assembly.
AUGCCGCCUGACGAUCGUCCCCAGAUCGUGUGUGUUCAAGAAACUCACUGGACGGAUAAGGUGGCACCCCAAUUCCCCACCGCUACGUGGGAUGUGUACACCUCCCCGACCACUGAUAACAAAUCUGCUGGGCUCCUGAUUCUCCUCAACAAGCAGACUACCCGUAACUGCAGAAUUGUCUACGCCGACCCUCAACCGGGUAGGGUGCAACACCUGAGGAUACUCCAUGACCAAUGGGCAGUCGACCUGCUGCACAUCUAUCAAAAGCCGCACAACUCUCAUCCACUCGCCCUGCAAUCUUCCAAAACCAUUCGCUUAGCUGUUUGGGAGUGCAUUGGUAAGAUCCUGGCGGCCCUACCUGCCCGCAACACGGUGAUCAUGCUUGGAGAUUUUAAUACCCAGAUCAAGCCAUGUGCUGCAGCUGGCACCAGGAUUUGUUCCGGCAACAGCUCGGGAACACAUCCACCUGACCAGGCACGGCUGCAGCAUCUUGUCGAGGACUUCUCCCUCCUACAUCUCAACUCAUGGUGCAAGGCUGCUGGCCCCACGUACCAUCACAACAAAGGUGCCAGCCUCAUUGACCAUAUUAUCAUGCGUUCUUGCCAAGCGGAUGACCGUGCUCGUCAGGCCAAACCUCUCCGCCUGGGACUAGCUGCAUGGAGGCUUGGUGGCUACCAUUUACCACUGAAGGCCAGUAUCCCGCUUCAGCGCUUCCACACUCUCAACAAACCGGUGGCACCAAAACGAGCAUGGGACCAUUGGGGCUUGAUUCAGGUUUGCCGCUCUGCUUGGGAUCCGCGAGUACAAAGUCUACGUGCUGCCGUCCAGGCAUCCCUACCUGGGGUCACUGAUCUUGGGCAACUACAUGCUACUCUGAUUCACUGUGCAUCCCAAUUUUUCCCGCCGCCCACAGGUCAGCAUCGGCUAGCACUAUGGCAGACACCACCAAUGCAGGAUGGUAUUCGAUCCAUGUGGCAGGCCUACCGAGCCUGGAAGACUGCCAAAGCUCAAGAUCGGCACAAUCCGCUUUAUGUAUCCAGGUGCUAUCAUCACUUCAAGACGGCACACAAGGCCUUUCGUCAAGCCGGGAAAGAAGCUAAGAAGCACUGGUUCCAUGGCAGGCUCCAGGAAUUACAGGCUGCCGCCUCUUCGGGUGACUCCCGCAAACUUUAUGCUGGCAUCCGCACCCUAGCUCCCAAAUCCUCCAAGCCGAAGGUUCAACUGCGAGAUUCUGGUGGUCAUCUGCAGGACCCUAAGAUCCAGCUACAACAGCUGGAAACGCACUAUCGUAAAUUAUAUGCUGCAGACGAGGAUACCAGCAUCCAGGGCCCCCAGCGGACGCCAAUUCACAUCGAGGUCACGGAGGCCGAAAUGACCCUGGCACUUUCGCAAUUGUCACCCCACAAAGCUACACCUCCAAAUCUAGCCACAAACUCUUUAUGGAGGCUGACCUCGGACAUUGUCGCGCCUCUCUUGUGCCAAUGGUGCCGGCAAUGGCCUCAUAUACCAGAGCUAUGGCGGAAUGCUUGGUUGACUCUCGUUCCUAAGAUUCCGCGACCACUCUCACCAAAGAAUCUCAGACCAAUAGGGUCACCUGAAUCCAGCGGCCGCGCAUAUGCUUCCAUACUUCAGGCGAAACUGCGCCCCUAUGCAGAGAGGUUCCUUGCGGAUCAGGCACAAUUUGCAUAUCUACCGGGUCGCAAUGCUGCCCAAGCCAUACAUCGUGUUGCUGCUCACUGCAAGUAUGUACAGGAUCGCUGCUCGAUCUCAACACCCACGGUUGUGGAUCGUCACGCACAACAACCGAAACCCUGCCCACAUUUUGCAGGUGCACAACUCUCACUGGACUUGUCCAGCGCUUUCGACCUCAUGGACUGGCGCCUGCUGGACAAGGCUUUACUUGCAUCUGCCGUUCCGGCUGAGUUAAGACACCAAAUCAUGUCCUGGCACUCCGAGAUUUCCUACGUCCUUACCCACCUUGGGCACACUGCCAAAGUGGAGGCCCAAAGAGGACUUAGACAAGGGUGUAAACUGGCUCCGUUGCUCUGGACACUUGCCCUGGCACAGAUAUAUCGUGAGCUCCUUGCAGAGGAGGACUCGCUCCUCACAGCCCCUUGGCUAGAGCAAAGCUCCACGAUUUAUGCAGAUGAUAUACAUCAAAAAGAUACCGUGCAGAACACUCGUGAGCUGGACGACAUGGUGUAUCGCUUUAGUAAGAUCCUCGAUGCUCUUGCUGCCCAUGGUAUGGUCAUCAACUCGGCCAAAUCAGCACUGUUGCUGAGACACAAGGGAAGUUUCAUCAAAGGCUGGCUGCGACGACAUCUCAUACACAAACCUGAGGGAGACCUACUACGCUUUCGUAGCCCCCUGGGAAAGGUGUAUGAAAUUCCGUUGCGUGACCAUCACACGUACUUAGGCAUUCGCAUCUCAUAUCAUUCCCAGGCCAAACAAGCAGUCACCUAUCGGCUACAGGCUGCGAACCAGGCAUGGCAAAGACUUCGUGGUGUAUUGUGCUCUACCAGGCACCUUGCUCAGACACAUCGUCUUAGUCUAUGGAAAUCCACAGUGCUUCCCACGCUGCUCUACGGCAUCGCGGCAUCCAACCCAGGUGCCAAGGAUAUCCAGCGUAUGCAGCACAUGAUGACCAAGCGGGUCCGAGCCAUCACCCGAUCUUUUGCACAUCUUCAGAAAGAAUCCACACACGACCUCCUGCAUAGAUGCUCUCUGUUCACCAUCUUGGAGCAUCUCCAGAGGGAAGCCGCCGCCUUGCAUCGCAGCCUGACUGGCCUGAGUACCCAAACGAGCUUCGUGACCCAAGCCCAGGUGGAAACAGCUCGAGACACAGCUGCUCUGCUACGCUUCACCUACAGGUGCAACGCCAAUGGCAGGUACCUCUCGGUGACAAAGAGGGCAUCACUGAACCUGCUGUACACCAGUGCCAGGAAUGUCAUCGGGUCUUCACCUCCUUUCGGCUACUACGUUCUCACGAGGCUAAAUGGCAUGGACUCAAGACACCUGCUGCUGUCCCAGUGCCUUUUGAUAGGUAUGCACAUGGAACAGAAGGACUUCCAACGUGCAGACAUUGUGCCCAUCCCUUCCGACAAUGGGACGGACUUGUCAAACACAUCAAACGCAAUCGGUGCCAGGUACUCCGUAGACUUGCCACAAAAUCUCCUGCUGAUGCCCAACCCUUGGCUCCGAGAUCAAGUGAACCCGAUCCUUUACCAGUCCUUGCAUCGGUGGACUGACCUCCUUGAGAAGCCGGAGAUCCAAUCGUAUCUCCAGCACCACUGCCCGCUGUGUUACCAGUGGCUAGCCACUCCUACCAGCAUCAAGUAUCAUCUCACCAUGCAACAUCCAGAGUGGAAAGACUGCCAACCUCAGCGCAUCAUGACGCUCACCGCGGAUCCCAUGGAGCUGGACGAACAGGAGAGGCAAUUUUGGGCCCAGGCUGGUCCGGAUCCAGAAUGGAUGGAGUACAGGAUGAACCGACUGUCUCAGCUGGUCCUUCGUCAGGAGCAAAUCAUCUCAGCCAUCCGUCAGGAUCUGGUCCUCUACCUCUUUGUACGAUCUGGACCAGAAGGGAUGGUGCCAGUUCUAUGCGAAGCAGCGGAGAAGUGGAGGAAGAUGAAAGAGGAAGAACCCGAGAAGAUCACUUACUCCCUCAAACUCAUGCUCUUCAAGCAACUGCUCAUCACCUUACAUCAGAGGUUGACCAACAUGAUCGCGGACGAGGAUGCUCUCGCCAAAGCCAAGAACCUGAACUGGAUCGACGAUCAGAAACAUUGGAAACAUCUCACAUGGAAUCCCUCCAAACAAUGUCUGGAAGUAGACAACUCAGUGAGGCCAAUACCGGCGGAGGAUCUGUUGGCCCAACUGGUUCAGAUGAGGAAGGCUGUUACGGAGGAGACCCUGGUGAGGUUCAAGUCCAUGCGGAAGCUCACCACGGAGGUGACCUCCGACUGGAUCCAAUUCCAGAUCUGCUUGUCACUUCGCCCAGAGGGGGGAGCCAUGUGGAGUACGCUGAACCAGUGGAUCGGUCAAGCAUCGUGGCACACACUGGGAUGCAGGCUCCGUCGCGAUCGACCGAACUACGACACCCUGGUCCAGGAAGCCGUUCUUCGAUUGAUCUUCCACAAUCCAUCGAAUUUGUGCUACCUACACUCUACCAUCUAUGCCCUUCUGUGGACAAUCCUUCAGGCCAGGCUACACGAUGCCUAUAUCUCGCCUCCACCGCAGGCUCUUACCAUGCUGUGUCCACCAAUCACUGAUUCGCCCAAUUGUCCCAUUCAGGUGCUCCAUUCGGUACCGUGGCUUAUGCUGCUGCAAGCUUGGCCUUCUGUAAACCGUCAGCAUGAUGCAGCUGAGCUGAUACAAUACCUCUUACCCAGGUUUUCGCAUAGUGGGUUCAAUGGUGGCUGGGAGGCCAGAAACUUUGCACCUGGAGGUAUUGCCACUCUUGAUACGGGGCCUACCCAAGCUCCAAUAGCGAUUGUGCUACCGGCAGGUCCAAGCUUGGAGCUUCAGGCAGCCAUUGAUGGGUGGAGUGCUCAGGUCACAGCCCGUUAUGCACUGCUGACCCCGUCUCCCAUGCUCUGCAUACAACUUCAGCGAUUCACGAAUGCCGAGGGAGUCAUGCGCAGGGACACCAGACCACUGGCUAUGGCCUCGACUACAGUUCGUAUGCCACUCUUUGCAGGGCUGCACACUAUGCAAGUUCGCUAUGUUCACUACCAGGUCGUCGCUGUACAGCUUCACUACGGGGCCACUCCUGAUAUGGGGCAUUACAGAACUAUCCUACGAGGACAGCCGCUGUUUGGUGCAGAAAAAUGGUGGAUCACUGAUGACUCCUGCACAGCAAAGUCAAUUGGCACAGAACAUGAUGGCAACAUAUAUAUAGUGUGGCUACGUCAGGUACUUCCUCCUGGUGCCUGA